CAUGAACGUUCGCAUAGUCGCAUACAAGUCACAUCCGUGACUGACCAAUGUAGUUGUUGCUUGCAGCAUUCAUGCUUCCGACGACUGCCGUCCUAACAACACGCCGAAAAACACAUCUUGAUUGUGGCUGAGGAACAUCAUGACUUCCAGCUCCAAGAAAAAGAAGGAGAAGAAAAAGGACUUUCAGAAAGUUAAGUUGAGGGUCGGAAAAGGUGCGCCCAAAGCUGCCAACAGCACAAGCACGAGUUUCAGAGCCAAAUCAAUCGCUUUGAAACAACAGGCGCUCUCUACAACUGCUCCGACAACAGAAGCGCAAUGUGCACAUCACCUUGGACUACUUAAUCACAAAUCGGACACACAGCGAAAGGAAUCUCUCGCCUACUUGACUACAGCAAUCAUCAGCAAUCCUCCCGGAACUCCACUACCCCAGCCAGCAUCCGUCAUCAUUCCUACGGUCCAGCGACUUAUCCUUGACGGCUCAAAGGGCGUACGUGAGCAACUUCUCAAGCUUCUGCGCAGCCUGCCCAAGGUAGAUGUCGCAGGCCAUGCAGACCAGCUCUUGCUCCACACCAGAGCUGGUAUGACGCACUUGGCCACCGAAAUCCGAACCUUCGCCCUCGACGUUCUCGAAUGGCUGCUUGAAGUCGCGGGUGAUGAGGUUGUCAGUUGCGCCGGAGGCUGGGUCAAGAUGUUGAAAUGUUUCCUCAGUCUGCUUGGCUGGCAGAGCGAGGCCGCAAGUAAAUGGUCGACUCCGGGGUCACUUGUCAAAUCAACAGCGACAUCCGGCUCCAAGCUGCAGGUCAAGCAGAUUUCCGCGUUAGCUAUGUUUCUCCGGAUUGGACUCUAUCACGCCCAGGCGGUGGCUUCGGUAGUGCUAAGCGACAGCGAUUUUCCGCUCUGGCAGACCCAGCACCACGUACUGUCGGAACGCUCAAACGUCUAUGCGCAUCUAAACCUUUUUGGUGCAACAAGAGACGAGGAGGCGGAGAUGUACGAGGAUCGCGAAGAUCGGCAAAGAGUGUUUCACAACAGGGCGGAAGCCGCAGUUAUUGCAGGGUUAGAGCAGGCUACCAAAGGUGGCGGAGAAAUGGGUCGUGCAGGCGCACAAUUGCGCAAGGCUGUUAGAGAGGGCAUGGCGGACUUUCACCGAGAAGAUGUUGCAGCUCCUUGAAAACUUGAUUGAAACCACAACGAUAGAUGAAUAUUUGUUUGCAUAUAGGGAAAUGAUGUAAAGACAUACAUAGCUUAGAUUACGAGCCUAGAUGUAAUUCUAAUCAAGUCAAGUGACAGG
This is a messenger RNA of Dothidotthia symphoricarpi CBS 119687, 1291 nucleotides long. RefSeq names its product pre-rRNA-processing protein-like protein ipi1. Bases 140 to 1171 code for a protein of 343 amino acids. Lineage: Eukaryota; Fungi; Ascomycota; Dothideomycetes; Pleosporales; Dothidotthiaceae. Gene Ontology annotation, biological process: rRNA processing. The record is from RefSeq and is a predicted model, not a curated record. The transcript is spliced from 3 exons. Gene Ontology annotation, cellular component: nucleus.